UAAAAGAGGCGGAUCAAGUAUACAUCCGGGCAUUUUAGGCGUUAUUGGUAACUUUUCAAUUCUUUGGAUUGGAACCGCAGUUGGGCCAUGAAAGAUGACGUCAAACGACUUCACUAGAACACAAGUACGGACAAAAACGCGGAUUGAUAAACGGCCAAUCAUUCCAACCACGACAACGUCGCUGGCUCACCCACACACUACGGAAGCCCAAAGCGAAGGGACAGAGUACCUAACAAAAAAAGAUAGCUAGCUAGCGAAGAUGGCGGCGGUUUCUUUGCAGGGCAGUAGCUCAAGUCCAGCAAGAGAACUUACCCUUUCAACACAAUCUGGGACGAACCAGGCUGUUCUUGAUCGGGUAAAAGCUGAAGAAGGGACAGAGGCAGAAAGGCAAAGUCGAGUGAAUGCUUUGUUGGAGAGACUUCAUGCCAAACACAACGCCUUGCGGCCAUGGCAGGAGACCAGCAAGGUGGUGCGCCAGGCAAUGGAGAAACGUGGUCAGAUGAAUGCGGCUGGACAUCAGCUCCUGCUCUCCUGCUUGGAGACCCUGCAGAGAGCUCUGAAAGUGUCCUCCCUGCCCUCCAUGACAGAUCGCCUGGAGUCCAUUGCUCGACAGAACAUGCUGGGCUCCCACCUGAGUCCGUCGGGGACCGAGUGUUACAUCACCUCAGACAUGUUCUACGUGGAGGUGCAGUUGGAUGCCGCAGGGCAGCUGGUGGACGUGAAGGUGGCCCACCAUGGGGAGAACCCUGCGAGCUGCCCAGAGCUGAUUCAACACUUGAGGGAUAAGAACUUUGAAGAAUUCUCCAAACAUCUGAAGGGCCUAGUCAACCUUUAUAAGCUUCCUGGUGACAAUAAGCUGAAAACAAAGAUGUACUUGGCACUUCAGUCCUUGGAGCUGGAUCUUACUAAGAUGAUGCACAUGUUCAGGUUAGCCACAAACGCUAACACAGUGGAGACCAUCCUUCACGGGAGCGUGGGCCUUCUCACUGCCAGGAGUGGUGGCCAUCUUGUCUCCCUGCGGUGCUACGUGUCCCCGUACGAUGUGUUCGAGGAGGGAACAGGCAUGCAGCUCAGCUUCAUUGACACAAAUGUCCCUCGUUCUCUGGGCGUGAGUGUGUCUGUAACGGUGGAGGGGACCUCCUCGGUCUACAAGCUACCCAUCGCACCCCUCAUCACAGGUUCUCACCCGGUGGACAACAAGGGAACCCCGUCCUUUUCCUCUGUGACCAACUCCAACUGUGUGGACCUCCCGGCCUGUUUCUUCCUGAAGAUGAACCAGCCAAUGCCUUUCUCCCUCUCCUUCAUCCAGAGGAUGCAGAACGCUACAGGGAUCCCCGUGUUUGAGGCGCCCCCCACCCUGUCGCCCCUCUACGAGCUCAUCGUACAGAGUCACCUGCAGGAGGAGGGGGGGGACCCUCCGAACAGCCCCACCCACGCCAUGCGCUUUUAUGCUUCUUUGCCCGACCAGCAGCACUGCUACUUCCUGAAUGGCGACGCCCCGGUGCAGGAUGGUCGCUCUUUGCCCGGAGCGCUGGUGUCCAAGAUUCCCUUCCGCCACCCAGCCCAAGUACCUGCCCUACUGGAUGUCAUCAGGCACCAGGCAGCUACGAACACUCUGAUCGGCAGCUGUGUCAAGCGGACAUUCAUCAAGGAUGACACCCCAGGGCUGUUGCAGUUUGAGGUGUGUCCUCUUACUGAUUCCAGCUUCAGCGUCUCCUUCCAGCACCCGGUCAACGAGUCCCUAGUCUGCGUGGUUAUGGACGUGAUUGACUCCAGGCAGGUGUCCUGUAAGCUUUACAAGGGCCUAUCAGACGCCUUGAUCUGCACUGAUGAUUUUAUCACCAAAGUAGUCCAGAGGUGCAUGUCGAUCCCAGUGACCAUGCGAGCCAUCCGCCGGAAAGCAGAGACCAUCCAAGCGGACACGCCGGCUCUGUCCCUGAUCGCCGAGACAGUGGAAAUAAUGGUGAAAAAGAACCUGCCCCCAGCUGGCAGUCCGGGUUAUGGCAUGGGCACAGGGGGCGACCCCACCAACCCAAUGGGGCUGCCGGGUGUGGGUGGGGGCAACACCCCCACCGGGAACAGUGGGGGAGGCAACUUCCCUGGACCGAACACAUCUCUGUUCGGGAUAAAUCGCAGCCAGAGUCAGGGGGGAGAGUGCGGUCCGACACAAGGGGGGGCAGCUGGACAGCAGCAGCAGGGGGGGAGUCAAUCAGGGGAUGAUUUCAGCAAAGUUACCCAGAAUCCCAUCCUAACCAGCUUGCUUCAGAUCACCGGCGCCGUGGGCACAAGCCCUACCCCCCAGAACAGCUCCUCUGGGUCGCAACCCCACCAAACUCCGCCUCCAACCUCCUCCCCAGCCACAAACACCAAAAACCACCCCAUGUUAAUGAACCUGCUUAAAGACAACCCCGCUCAGGACUUUGCUGCCUUGUACGGCUCCAGCCCCUUAGAGAGACAGAACUCUUCCUCCGGUUCGCCCCGCACCGAUAGCAUGGGCGGCGCCUGCCCCGCAGGUGGCACAAAGGGCAAGAAGAAGCGCCCCAGGGGGAUGGAGAAGGGUGGGGUGGCAGGGUCAGGCGGAGGGGGGAUGGGAGGGAUGAACAAGCAGCCUCACCACCACCAGCCCGCCGAGGACGACUUCCACCGCGAGCUCUUCUCCAUGGAUGUGGAUGCCUCCCAGAAUCCUAUCUUCGACGUCAAUCUGCCUGGCGACGGCUUGGAUACUCCCCACAGCAUCACCCCGGCCCCCAGCCAGUGCGGGACGCCGCCUUCUGGCGGGGGAGUUCCCUACCACUCUCAGUCACAUGUCCAGUCCCAGCAGCAGCAGCAGCAACAAACCUCGGGAUCAUCCUUGCCUCGCAUGGUGCGCUUGUCGAGCUCCGAUAGCAUCGGUGCGGACAUAAACGAGAUCUUGUCGGACUUACCCGAGCAGACGGGCAAAGGCGGCGGUGGCUCGCACGGGCAGCACCACCUAGGCGGUGGGGAGGAUGGGGGCCCCCUGGGCACCCCGCACCGGGACUCGUCCAGUUCUGGCCAGGGCAGCGCCGUGUUCGAGGCGGACCUCUUCAACACCAACAGCAAUGAGAACCCCUUCACGGACGCCGCAGACCUGAUCGCGGAGGCUACCGCCACCGCCACCACCCCGACUAGCGACUCCUCGUCCACCAACUUCUUCCCUGAUGCGGUGGACUUCAACCCCGAGCUUCUAACCUCCACCCACAGCUUCCCCCCGACUUACUUUGACGACAGCUCACCCAGCGCAGACGGAGACCUCGACCUGGUCAAAGGCUUUGGUGGCAGCAGCCAGCAGAACACGCCGUCGGGUACGCCCCAUAACCCCACCCCUCACGGCCAGAGCACCCCCGAACCUACCCUCAAGGACCCCUUUGACAUGCCAGGCAUGGGGUUUGGGGGCAGCAGCGGUGGGGGAAAGCCACUGCUGGGCCAGGCCCCGGACCUGGGGGACCCGCACUCAUCCCACAUGGGGGGAAGCCAGAGCCCCCUCAUGAUCGGCAUGGGAGGGGCGAGCAGUGACUUCAAGAGCGGUGAGGCCAAAGCCAAACAGCAGCAGCAGGGACUUAUGAGGACUAAAGAUGACAACGGGGGCGGCAGUGGGGGCAACUCGGGGAUGGGGAUGACGGGCAGCAGCUCCAACGAGGGAAAGCAAGUGAAACGCAGCCGCACCCCCUCCAGCGAGGGAAAGUCCAAAGACAAGCCCCCCAAACGUAAGAAGCUCGAUCCCGACGGGAAGUCCCCCUCCCACAGCUCAGGGGGUCGACCCUACACCCCACCCAGCGGAGGCUCUGGAUCGGGGGGAUCCAAGUCUCCUGUAAGUUCUGGGAGAUCGCAGACGCCCCCUGGAGGUGCCACACCGCCCAUCCCUAAGAUCACCAUUCAGAUUCCCAAAGGAACGCUGUCUGGAGGAAAAACCUCAUCCCAUGGCGGGUACACUUCCAGCAGUUCGGCAGGUGGUGGAACCGGGAGUGCAGGCAGCACAAGUGGAAGCAAGAGCCAUCAUUCCCACUCCUCAUCUUCCUCGGGCAAGAUGAAGAGCAGGGAGGGCUCCCUGGGCCAAGGCAGCAGCUCCAAGCCUGGGAGCAUGGGAGGGGGUGUUGGUGGCCCCCCCCAAAUGAAGAGCACCUCUCAGGGAAUGGGCAUAGGGAAGCCAGGUUCUUCCCCCAUCACCAAACAUGGACUCUCCGGAUCAGGAAGCAGUGGGGGUGGAGUUGGCAGUGGGAAUAAGAUGAAACCCCAGGGGGGCAAGCCUCCGGGAUCCCUCAUGAACCCCAACAUCAAGCCCAACAUCUCCCCAUCGCACUCUCGCCCCAGCGGCUCUGACAAGCUCUCCUCCCCCCUAAAGAUGCAGCAGUCACAAGUCCCGGGAACUCCCCCGUCCUCCAAGGCCAAGUCCCCCAUGGGCUCAGGGGGUGGCAGCUUGGGAGGGUCCAAGUCGUCCAGUGGGGGGAUGGGCUCCCAGAAGCAGCUGGGCGGCGGGGGUUCCUCUUCUGGCUCCUCUUCUUCUGCCUCCUCCAGCUCAUCAUCCUCCGGCUCCAUGCCCUUUUCCGGUGGCUCUCAGUCCCAGUAUGGCUCGGGCGGGGGAGGAGGGGGUGGCGGGGGAGGAGGGGGGGGAGGAGGAGGAGGGGGUGGCGGUUGUGGUGGCGGUGGCGGCGGAGGACAAGGGAGCAAUGCAAACAAUCCCAAUGCAAGAGGCAAGUCCCCCAGCCGCAACAAGAAGCCCUCGCUAACCGCCGUCAUAGACAAGCUGAAGAGCGUUGGCAGUGGAGGGGGGCCUGAUGACGAGGGAGGCCCACCCGUUGGCGGCAAUGGCGGGACAGGAGGAGGUGGACCUGGGGGCGGGCCUCCAAACCUCGGCCCCUCCUCCAAGCACAGAAUGUCCUCCCAAAGUGGGGAGUACCCAGUCAAACGAGACAAGUCAGACAAAGAGGGCCGUGAUAAGUCCAAAGUGUCCGUGACGGACGGCACCGGCGGAGACAAGAAGCUCAUCGAUCCCAAAACGGGAGCUGUGAGCAGCACUGGUGUGGCCAAGAUCAUCAUCAGCAAGCCGGAUGGCGGCUCCCCCAGCAUCAAGGCCAAGGUGACCCUGCAGAAGCCGGGCGAAGGCUCGGGGGAAUCCAUGCGGCCGCAGCUUUCCGGUCUCAAGGCGUCACCGCUGUUUAGCGGCUCCACGCCCAAGCACGACCGCUCCUCCCCAAGCCACAGCCGCUCGCCGGGCUACACACCGCUCAACCACGACAGCGAGAGUGAGUCGGGAAGCAGCUCGGUGGCCGAGAAGUCCCACCAGAACAGCCCCAGCUCGGAUGACGACCAGCUCAUCCGUCCCUUACCCCCCCAGGAUUACAUGAGCUCCAUGCCUCUCAGCUCUGGGGAGAAGCACAAGAAGCACAAGAAGGAGAAGAAGAAGCAAAAAGAGAGGGAACGGGAGAGGGACAGGGACCGAGAGAGGGAGAAGAAGAAGUCAUCCAUGUCAGCUGGGCCCAUAUCGCAUGUACCCAUGAAGGCUGACAGCUGGUCGCGGUCGCCCAUUUCGGCUUCCGAUACGUCGCUCUCCAUGAUGGGUUCGGACCGGCCCUCCCGCCCCAGUCCUGUAUACAUGCGGAAUGAGGACGAUGACCUCAUGGACUCGGCCCUUACUGGCAACCUAUAACCCUUCCGGUUGACACAUUUGAUUCUAUUUGGAUUUUUAAGAAACAAUCUGUAACUUUCAUUUCUAGUCAAAAGACGCCCCUUCGGGGUUAAAAAGGUGGAACAAUAAUUUGAAGGUUGCUGGUUCAACACUAGGGCUAGGCAAAGAAAAAUGAAAGAUGAGCUGUCAGAUUGCUGGACAGAUCUCAGUUGUACAAUUUCCUGUUAUUGUGCCCUACCUUAAGCCCUAAAUAGCACAUUGCUGGUUCGUUCACUUUUGACUUUAAAUGAGAUGUUACAGGUUUUGCCUUUUAAUAGUCUUUAUUACAACUUUUCCUUUGGUGUCUGUGCCAUAUUUGCAAAGCCGAUGAUAUUUUGCAGUUAAAGGGAUUGUUAAUUUGUCAUCUAUUUAAUUUGGCCUACACCUUUAAGAAAGGACGUCCAUAUCGAAACACAGCAUCUAAUUUUAGCUGCUUUUGUAUCCAAGAGGUUAGUGAGAAUUAACCAUAUGUGACUGAGAAUAAUCCACUUGAAUGGGAUUCCAACUGCUUUUUGUUAGUAGGACACUCGUCUAUCAUCCCUGUGAUCUGACUUUUUCCACAUUGAGACUUCUGAUCUCACCUACAGUAUUCAAGAAAUGUUGUUAAUAAUGGGUCAUAAAGCAAAACAUUAUUAACACCCUGAGGUCGAAGCAGAACAUUUAUUUUUUACUGUAUGAUUAGUUUACAGUCAUGAUAGCUGUCUUUUACAUUAAAAUUUUAGCUGAUGGUUGCAGCAGCUUGUUGGUCACGAAGUCAAAGCUAAUGAACGUGUCCAGUUGGCGUUUAUGACUUCACAACUGGUCCAUUCCCACAUCUCAUGUAGUUAAAAACACGGCAUUAGUCAACACUGCAAUAUCAGCAGAAUUUAUGAGUUGUAUUACCUGCGUUGUUUUUUCCUCUAUUUGGUUUGGCAACACCAAACUGCAACCCAGCUUCAGAUUUAAGAGUAUAAAGUGUGAAAACUAUAGAAUCAGACCAUAUUUAAGAAUAGGUUUUAUGACAUUUGUUUUAUAAAGUAUUAUUUAGCCAUAUUUGAAACAUCAUAUUGUACAGUGUUUAAAUGCCUUAACUGUUGAUUCUGAAGAUAGUAACUUUUAAAUUUUGAUACUUCUUUUACCAUGUUCAUGGCCAGGUUCAAGUUGACAUACAGGGACAGAUGAUAAUGAUUAUUAUGUAUGCUGUUUGACAUACGAUACAUUACCCCCUGUUCUUUUUUUAGCAUAGACGUUGGGCAAGCUUGAAAUAAAUAUUUCAAUGCAGAA
Messenger RNA from Esox lucius (northern pike), 6946 nucleotides. It is a transcript of the gene med1, whose product is annotated as mediator complex subunit 1. Bases 260 to 5665 code for a protein of 1801 amino acids. The record is from RefSeq and is a predicted model, not a curated record. The transcript is spliced from 16 exons. NCBI's taxonomy places the organism in Eukaryota, Metazoa, Chordata, Actinopteri, Esociformes, Esocidae. Gene Ontology annotation, cellular component: mediator complex. Gene Ontology annotation, biological process: cellular response to thyroid hormone stimulus; regulation of transcription by RNA polymerase II. Gene Ontology annotation, molecular function: nuclear thyroid hormone receptor binding; transcription coregulator activity; nuclear retinoic acid receptor binding.